AUGGCGACCUUAAACCUAUCGUUUGUGAUAUGGUGCGAUGGUCGUAUGGUAAGCUCUCCGGCUGGAGUAGAAUACCAGGGCGGCCGUCGGGCGGAUAUGCCAAUUAUUGAUAGGAUGAAUUUUGAAGAAUUGAGAAAUAUUUGUAUAAGGGCAGUAGCUACGGACUCGGAAGUGGAGAUUACAAAAAUCUACUUUCGGCUUCCAAAAAUUGAAAGUGGUCGUAUUGUCUCCUACUCGUUGUACUCACGUGAUCUGGCGGAGAUGGUACACGUUCGGAGAUCUAGCCGUGACUCCAUAAUUGGGUCCGCUGCACGCAGUUCACAAAUGGCGUACAUGGAGGAUCGUCGGGAUGUCACUCUUCCACCGCCUGAGCCAGCAGUCCCGGCAUUUGUACUGCCUCCUCUCCCUCCUUUGACGGUUGACUUGGAUUCCAUUCACGGUCGUCGUAGACAACGGCCUACACCACGCCAGCCUCGCCAGCGGCCAGAUCAGCCUAUACCGCCCCCUGUGUACUAUCAUUACGAUGCAGGAGAGAGCUCGCAGACACGACAGAACUAUUGCGGGCCUACUCAGUUUCAGGGUGACGGUUCACAGUUUCAGCAGCACUCGCAGGUCCCUCCGAUCUCAUCGUUUCCGGUACCACCGUCAUCCGGGCCGUUCUUUUACUCCUCUGAACAGACGCCGUAUACCACUCAUCUGACAGAGCCGGCUCAGUAUCGACAGGCUACACCACCCCCAUUUCAGGCACCUCAGCAUGGUCAACCUUCUACCCCCUCUGAUCAGGGUUACCGGCCCGUGUUUUCUUGGCUCGAUCAACCGUCAGCUUCACAUUCGCGUCCCUCCCCUUCCACCCCGGUCGCGGAUCCGUCGCAGAUGUUUUUUUCGAUAUCAGAGGCUUGGUUGAACAGUCCAGGUCUCGGGGAGGGGGGCUCUUUCGAGGCGUUACAGUCCGGUAGUAUUCAGUUUUCGGGUCCGUCCUUCAGCCUCCUUCCGCAGUCACAGGAGGCACCGACUACUGCACCGGCUGCAGAUGAUCAGGAGCUAUCCCUAGACGAUGAUCACGAGAGCGAGGGCGCGCCAGGUGACAGGCCGGGUGAUAGACAGUAUCGCGAUCUUACUGAGAGCAGUCUGCGCCGCAGGCAAGAUAUGGGGUACGAUAUGAGGACUCAACUGGAGAAAAACACUAGAUAUCGAGAUUAUUUAUGA
Mercurialis annua (annual mercury) is the source of this 1206-nucleotide messenger RNA. RefSeq names its product pollen-specific leucine-rich repeat extensin-like protein 4. The transcript has 3 exons. Lineage: Eukaryota; Viridiplantae; Streptophyta; Magnoliopsida; Malpighiales; Euphorbiaceae. Bases 1 to 1206 code for a protein of 401 amino acids. The record is from RefSeq and is a predicted model, not a curated record.